AUGUUUUGUACAAGGAAGAGUGUAGAUAAGUUUUUCCAAGCUUACAAGAAUGAACUUCGUCGUCAAAUAAGCAAAACUACAAGUGUUACUAACUCAGAUUCUAUGGCACCGAGACUGGAUCAGACCAAUAAGGCUACCAACGAAGAAACAGUACAGAAACGCUUGCUGAAGUUGCAGAAAUAUCACAGAUACCUGUCAACCCUCACGUCUCAGCAAAUGCCACUGGCGGCCCGCGGACUGGCGGUGUCAAAAGACCAGUCCCGGGAAUUCAUGGCUUGCUUCCCGGACAUCGUGAGGGAGCUCACAGAAACUGGCAAGCAUAUUGACGUGCCGGAAGCCAGCAAGUGGUUGGCUAAGCUUCUUCAAUACAAUGUACCAAACGGUAAGAAGAACCGCGGGCUGGCGACUGUCUUAGCAUACAAGAUGCUCGAGAAACCUGAUAAAUUGACCCCAGAGAACAUACACCUAGCUAACAUAAUGGGAUGGUGCACGGAAAUGUUCCACACACACCAACUGCUUCUGAACGACAUAAUGUCUGGUGCUGAGAUGCGUCGCGGUGUUCCUUGUUGGUAUCGUCAAACAAACGUCGGCAUGGCAGCAAUCAACGAUUCAUCAUUGAUACAGUCGGCUAUGUACUCCACGCUUAAAAGAAACUUCGUCAACAAACCAUAUUAUAAGAACGUACUGGAAAUGUUCAACGAGAUGCUGUUGAAAUGUUCAAUCGGUAAUUACUUGGAGAAGCAAAUUAUGAAAACGGAUAAGCCAGAUUUAAGUUUAUUCACCAUGGAGAAGUAUGAAGCUAUAACUAAAUACAAAACAUCAUACUACACCUUCCAAAUGCCUGUUGGCUUAGCUCUUUUAAUGGCUGGAGUUGAUGACCCAGAAACACACAGACAAGCUAAAACUAUUCUACUAGAAAUGGGUGAAUUCUUCCAAAUUCAAGAUGAUUUCCUAGAUUGUUUCGGCGAGCCGUCAGUUAUAGGUAAAAAUGGUACAGAUAUUCAAGAUGGUAAAUGCACUUGGCUAGCUGUGGUCGCGUUACAGAGGGCGACACCGGCGCAGAAGCAAUUAAUGGAAGAUCACUAUGGUAGUUCGAAUGUAGAAGAUGUUCAGAAGAUAAAGGAUUUAUAUGAAGAACUACAACUGCCUCACACUUACUCAGUAUACGAAGAAGCCACAUACGACCUACUUAGAACACAAAUACAACAAGUCACUAGAGGAUUACCACACGAUUUUAUACCAGGGCAGCAUAUAGCUAAGAUGGCUACAAACGCGUCUGUAUCAGAAAUGCAGAAAGAGAGAGAAUUGUUUUUAGAUGUCUUCCCAAGUAUUAUGGACACAUUGUUAACGAAAACCAAGUUCUCUAACAUACCGCAUGUCGCUAAUUGGACCAAAAAGGUACUUGAAUACAAUUUGCAAGGCGGUAAGAAGAAUCGCGGACUUUCGGCUGCUCUUGCAUAUGAGAUGCUAGAAGAUCCGGAGAAAAUAACAGAGGAAACUCUCAGAAUCAGCAGAGUGCUGGGCUGGUGUGUUGAAAUGCUGCAAUCGUAUUUGGUGGUUGUGGAUGAUAUGAUGGACGGAGCUACCAAACGCCGCGGUAUUCCUUGCUGGUAUUGUUUACCUAACGUGGGACUUGGGGCCAUUAACGACUCCAUUUUGAUAUAUUCAGCGCUAAAAGAGAUAUUGGCUGCAUAUUGUAAACAUUUGCCUCAAUACCCGCUCAUUGUAGAUGAGUAUGAUGAGGCGUUGUUAUACACAACUGUGGGUCAGCACUUGGACUUUGAAAUGGCUCACAGGCACAAAAAGGACUACAGUCUGUUCACAACAGAGAAAUAUAAUUCUAUAGCGAAGUUUAAGACCGCGUACUAUACGUACAAAUUACCUGUCAGUUUGGGUUUAUUGUUGGCAAAUAAGACGGAUCCCGAAACACACAAAAAGGCGGAGAGUAUAUGUAUUGAUAUAGGACUUUUGUUCCAAAUGCAGGAUGACUUCAUAGACUGCUUUGGAGUUGAGACACUGACCGGUAAGAUUGGUAACGAUAUUCAAGAAGGAAAAUGUUCUUGGCUGGCCGUUCAAGCAUUACAACUUUGCAGUCAAAAACAGAGGACUGUGUUUGUAUCAUGCUAUGGAAGCCCUGAACCGGCUCAUAUAGAGAGAGUUAAAAGAUUAUAUGAAGAAUUAGAACUUCCAGCAUUAUAUCAUAGGACUGAGAAACAUUUGUAUGACACAAUUGUUAAGAAUCUAGAACAAUUACCACCAGACAGCAUGUCACCAAAGUUAUUCAUUAAGCUACUCGACCUCAUUUAUGAUAGGAAGAAUUGA
Danaus chrysippus (African queen) is the source of this 2322-nucleotide messenger RNA. Lineage: Eukaryota; Metazoa; Arthropoda; Insecta; Lepidoptera; Nymphalidae. The record is from the annotation of a GenBank genome assembly.